GAACGUUAGAAAAACUUAUACGCACGAGACUUGCACUGAAAUGGAAGAAUUCGUUUUAAAGAAUUUCAUUGUAUCAAAGAGCUUGAUUGUAGAUUUUUUAUAUGAUCAGGAGAUAAGUGUUCUGACUUGAAACUCAUCUACGUCUACGUCUGUCUCUCGCUGUCACAACAAAGGAAUUAGAGUCUUCUAACAGCCCGCAGUUUUUGUGCUAUGAAUACGCGAGAUAUUUUCUGAACUAAGCAGAAAAGUGGUUUUGCCAAUACAGUAAAACAGAAAACGUCUUCCUAUUCCUAACUACAUUUAUUGACAUCGUAUAAUUUUUCAACAGGAUGUUGUAAAACUAAGAUAGAAUUUCUACAACAUCAAAAUGAUCGUGCCUAAAGGUGUCGAUCUUCUCGAAGUACAAGCGGAGAAAAAAAAUAAUUUAAAAACAGAUAUUCAAGAUGCAAUAUGUGCUCUAAUGAAUACAGAAGGCGGGCGUAUUGUGGUGAAAAUCGACGAAGGUUGCACGGUUAAUUUUCGUACUUUUGAACAGAAUAUUCGCGAACUUCUUUGUGUGAGCAAUGUUUUAAAAUAUGUUUCCCUCAACUAUUGUUUGCAUGAAAUCAUAUUAAACGUGAAAAAGAGUGAAAAGCUAGUCACUGUCAACUAUAAUAUGUAUUUACCCACGCAGACGGAGGUUGUACAAUUAGGUGAAAAUGACCCACGACAGAAUAUCAUUGAUAUUAUUGAAAGGAAGUUUGUAGAAAGUACAGUCGACAAGGAAAAUCAUAUUAAACAAUUUGUUCAAGAUAAAAAAGUACUAUGCAACGAAAGUGAAAUAACUCAGUUUAAGAAAUUUGAAAGUAAAAAGGAAACAGCAUUUGUUGAAAAAAUGAAAAAUAACAAGUUAACGAAAUAUGUUUCUGCUUUUGCUAACCACAGAGGAGGUCACAUUUAUUAUGGAAUCAAUGACAAGGGAAUUGUUAAAGGAGAAAAACUUUCAGAGAGCAUAAAAAAAAUAAAAGAUGAUCUGUCCACAGUAAUGAAGGAUACGUUAAUAUGGACGACAGAGAAAAAAACUCCUGUGUGUGGUACUGACUGGGAGAUGUUCGCUGAGCAUGUUCAUGACAAUGAUGGUAAUAAUGUUGACUCCCUUUACGUUAUCAUUGUGUUUAUAAAACAUCAAUUUGGAGGAGUGUUUACGGGUGAGCCCAAUUCUUCUUAUAUGAGGAAUGACGAGAAAGGGUGGCAGGUUGCAAGAAUGGAAAUCGGUCCAUGGUGGCAGAGAUUUAUAAAUUCAAAAAACGACCUCACUACUGUAGAGCCAGUGUUCUGGAGUUCGAAAGACAAACAAAACUUUUUUGUCAAAUUCAGUGAAAAGCUUGUUGAUUACAGAGAUGCUGGGGAUCUAAAAAGUUUUGACAAAUUGUGUAAGUUUGCAACGGAAACUUUUCCUGAUAUGAAUCCCCAUUUCCCUGCUUUGGCUGGAAAAAUCACCAUUGCAUAUAAAGCUGGAGACAUUAGGAGUGCCAAAAUGUAUAUAGAUCAAUAUAAUGAUUUAUUGACCAAGUGUGAAAACGACAAUCUAUUUUUCGAAAGUCGAAUAUGUCUUUCUCAAAGUCUUGUUUAUCGGAAAGAGAAACAGUCUUACGAAAGUUAUAAAAUGAGUAAAGAAGGAUAUCAAUUAUCUCUGCUAUGUGAGGCUGGACUUUGCCAUUUAUGGAUUUGCAUGGAACAUAGUAUGAACGCUGCUAUAUGUGCAUUUCAGCAUCUAAAUGAUAAGAAUUGUUUUCAGAAAUUCCGUAAUGAGUCUCUUCUAUUUCUUGAUAAAACCGCUGCAGUUGCAUCUCAACUUCUAGAGAAAGGUGUCCCUUUUCGAAGGUCAGACACUUAUCACAAACUUUGUAUAUAUAAAGCCCUGGUGUUGCUGAAUUUUUCUAUUACUGGGGAAUUUUCCAGCAUUGCUCCAAGAGAAAUGGAUGUAUCAAAGGCAGCAGACUUAAUAAAGUGCAUAUAUAAAGCAGAAAUGAACGGUGAGAUGUUAACCCCUUUGCGGAGAAUCGAGCAUUGUUUAGUUCAAUCUGAUUAUUUUAGACGUCUUUCUGAACUCAAUAAAAAAGAAGAAAAUACGUCACAAAUGCGUGAAAUAGCUUUAAAGCAUGCACAGAAUGCUAAAGAGGAGGCAAAACUAGUUAAAAUUAAAAACAUGGAGGAGUAUGCAGACUAUCGUUUAAAGGAUUUGCGCAAUGACAUGGCUUACACGGAAACAACACCAGAAUUUCAAUUGUUUUAGGUAUUAAAUUUUUUUAUGUCUUUUUUUUUUAAAGAUUUUUGCAUAAGUCAUAAAUGUAGCUGAAUACAAUAACGUCGUUGCUAAACAUUGUAUAUGCAAGUUAAUACGCAAAACAUUCAACCUGGCGUGAACAACCCUAGGAACAUGAACUGAUGUUUGCGUACGGGAAGUAUCCUCUUUUAUAAGGGUUAAUUGGUUAUUAUUUAACUACUUAUCCAGUAAUUGAAUUAUUAUUUAAAAUGCUUAAAAUUAUUGAUAUUUAUUAGAAUGUGUAAUUUAGUUAAUAAAAUAACAUGUGUAAAACUAA
This is a messenger RNA of Xenia sp. Carnegie-2017, 2582 nucleotides long. RefSeq lists its product as uncharacterized. Bases 368 to 2275 code for a protein of 635 amino acids. Lineage: Eukaryota; Metazoa; Cnidaria; Anthozoa; Malacalcyonacea; Xeniidae. The record is from RefSeq and is a predicted model, not a curated record. The transcript has 3 exons.